Molecule: messenger RNA, 744 nt
Organism: Lactuca sativa (garden lettuce)
Lineage: Eukaryota; Viridiplantae; Streptophyta; Magnoliopsida; Asterales; Asteraceae
Source: RefSeq, a predicted model, not a curated record
AUGGGGGAUUUUAACGCUGUUCGAAGACCUGAGGAGAGGUUUAACUCUGUUUUUUGCCGAAGAACUGCCCGUGAUUUCAACGAGUUCAUCAGGGACUCUGGAUUAAUGGAGCCAAAGAUGGGAGGAUUUCGUUUUACUUGUUUCAGGGAUGCCGAUGCAAAGCUAAGUAAGCUGGACCGCUUCCUUCACAGCCCCUGUUUCCUUGACAUUGCCUUUAAUGUUACAGUCACAACAUUACCUAGAGAACUAUCGGACCAUUGCCCGAUUCUUCUAUCAAACAGUAGACGAAAUUUUGGCAGACCCCCAUUUAAAUUGUUCAGUUCUUGGAUGCUUAGAGACGGAUUUGAAAAGGCAUUCAUCACCAGUUGGAACAACUUUGUGGGUUUUGGUACACCAAACCAAUACCUAGCUGCCAAGCUAAAACAUGUCAAGAAGGGUAUUAAGGAAUGGAGGGAUACUGAUCAUCCAAAAGAGGAAGUGGAGCUACGUAAUCAUAAACUUGUUGUCGAAAGAUUAGAUCAUGAGGCAGAAAAGAGAAACCUUACAGAAGUGGAGCUUGAGCAAAGAAGAGAUAACUUUAAGAAGGUGGUGGAAAUAGAGAAAUUCAAGGCGUUAGACAUCAAACAGAAAUCACGAAUCAAAUGGGCUGUUGACGUUGAUGAGAACACCAUAUUUUUUCAUGGGUAUGUGAACAGCAACAACAGGAAAAAUGGGAUUGAUGGUAUUAUGAUAAAUGGGAACUAG